Messenger RNA from Penicillium antarcticum, 3354 nucleotides. RefSeq lists its product as uncharacterized. Bases 1 to 3354 code for a protein of 1117 amino acids. The transcript has a single exon. The record is from RefSeq and is a predicted model, not a curated record. NCBI's taxonomy places the organism in Eukaryota, Fungi, Ascomycota, Eurotiomycetes, Eurotiales, Aspergillaceae.
AUGAGCAGGUGCUUGCACCCCGGCCGUAUCCUGCCAUUCGGUCGUCGGCCAGCUAUCCUACGCCUUCCGUACAUUCCCCGUCGGUCCAUCGCUCCUUUUUCUCGACCGACAUGGGACAAACACAUUCAGGAACGGAGCAAGCAAGACAGAGAGAUCAAUUACUCCGAGGAAAUCGAAUUCAUGCGAAGUUAUGACGAUAUUGCGCACCCUGCUCUGAAGAAUGGGGCGAAGAAAGACAUCAACAAUUGGAUUCCAUUGCUUGAGCAAUAUGUUUCGACACAAGUUCCCAAGCCUGCUGGUCAGUCCGGGAAGCUUCCACCUAUCAGUGACCAUGAACCCUACAUUGAGCAAGCACACGCGUUGAUGGGAUGUCUAUGGGAUGCAAGGGCUCAUUACCAAUAUGAGCUUCUCGUACACCUUGGGUCCAAUAUGAAACAGUGGUCUACCGUGCACGCCAUCUUGAACCGCUUGAUCGAUACGUACGAACUGGUGGCUCCUCAUAUGACCCCUCGACACCCUGCACCGUUCUUCGACUGGGGCAAACCGCUCCCCGGAAUGCGCGAUUGGGAUCGAGUCGAUCGAGAUGACCCAAGCACCUUGGAAAUCCCCGUUGACGAAAACGCCACUCUCAGCAAACUCUCACAAGGAACACGCGAGCGGUCCCGGUUCAAAUGGUGUCGGAUAAAGCCUCUCCCAGCGGAUAAGCUUUCGCUCGAUGAAAUGACAGUGGAACCAAAGGCCAGAUUCUUUGGAGAGAAGAUCUUAGCUGAAGUACUUUCCAACCUCGGCUCUUUGGUUUUGGCGGCUGCAGACAGCACGCCCGAGGAGUCCAAGCUUGCAAUGUCCUGUGUUUUCCGGAUUCUUGCACGGCUUCACCACGCAGGCUUGAUCUCUGACAGAGUAUAUAAAUACCCAACACCAGAUGCUAGCCAGGUUGCGUUCCGCCCACCGGGCUUGCACUACUUAUCGAGUUCUAUCAUGAGUGUUCUUACCGACGCAGCAUGGCAUGAACAUGAAGCCCAGGUGGCUGCGGCGGCAGCAGAUACGGGUGAGAAAUCGCCGUUUCUACCUUUUAAGAUGAGCAUUCGAGAGUUAGGACCUGAGAUUUGGCUAGAGCUCAUUCUUUGGUGCUGUGUGGAGCAUGGACAUUCCAAAGAGGGAGCUCUUCUUGUGAAUCGAAUGAUCAAGAAGUCGGGUGACCAAGCAUGGAAGGCCGAGAGCUGGGUACCCCUACUAAAGGAUCUCAAUGCAGUCCAACAGACAAAUCUCAGCGUCGAACAGUCCUGGCGCCGGCCUGGUCAGGAUAGCGCCCCUCAAACGUUCAAGGGUCGACAAAAGCCACCAUUUCACGGGCUUGGAAAGCGAACCAUCAGCACUGAGGUGCUUGUUUCGCUGCGGAAUGGCUUGGCGAAUAGGGCUUACCAAGGGCUGGGAGAGAAUGGAUAUCUUCCCAAGGAGCUCGACAAACUAUCGGCUCCUCUAACCUCACUCAUCAACCCUCCCGGCGCGCUUGAUGAACUCAAGCCAACCAGUAUGAUAGGCAAUUGGCACAUUGUACGGGUUAUGGAGGCAGGGUGUUUCUAUCCGUGGACUGACCCUGUUGCUUUUGAAGAACUCUUACGAUCCAAUAACAAUGUGGUUCCCCCGUGGACAGGUGGUGCGUCAGACGAAGCACAACGGGCAGAAGUGAAAACACCGUUACAGUUCUAUGAUGAAACGGCUGCCAUGGUUGGCCUGAUCGAAUUCAAUCUCAACUGUUAUGCCCGAGACCGACAAAGUGGACGCCUAUUUCAUGAAUAUGCUUGGCUUCAAAACAUCAUCGAUGCAAGCAAGACACGCCACAUCGAAGCAUUCUUUGAAGAGCUUGGCCAAUUCAACAACGAAAACGAAUACCCAUUCUUUGAUUCUGCCGGCAAUGUUCCUCAAAAGCUUUAUGAAACGUCCGUUCCGCAGGUAUCAAAGGUCACCCUGGCCAAUAUACUUGAUCUCGUUACGACAACUGGCGCCUAUGAAUUCGGCAAUCAAAUGAUCCAGGCCACCGACAUGGACGGUCCUCCUAUUCCACGAGAUUUAUAUCAGGACCAAGCUGUGGCACCAUCGCUUCUCCGAUUUGCAGCUGCCUCGAAUAAUGCUGAACUUGCUACUGAUGUUAUACAAGCUCUCAAAACACCACUCUCUGUCAACACCGUCAAAGCCCUAAUAAACUUCCAUAUCGCACGUCAUAAUUGGGACCGUGUGGUACUAAUGCUUACAUUUAUGACCGACUAUCAUUUGAAAUCCUGGGCCUAUAGCAAUAUAAUUGCCCUGUCAGCCGAAAUGAUUCGACUCGAUGGAGUUAUCGAGCAAAAGAAACGUGAUGGCACCUUCACACCGGCCGACACAAAACAAUUGGAUCGCGCUACCGACCUCUUCCUUCAAAUUUUCCGCGGCGAGUUUAAGACCAACAAACGUGAACGCCAAGGCAGAUCUCUCCAGUCAGUGAGCUAUCAGGACCGAGUGCUAUAUCGCAUGCACCGUGUCCUGUCUACCAUCCCGGGAAUCAUGCCGCGCAUCCUGAAGGGUGUGAAAACACACCCAGGUAUCAUUUCCGCCAUGAAAAUUGAGAUGAUCCCUCCCUCGUCCUUCCACGUUCUCUUCGCCGCCAUCGUGGACAGACACGGCGCCGUCUUCGGAAAAAAGUUCUGGGAUAAAUGGUGUGUCGACUGGGUCUCGCCGAGAAGACGCCUUCAACGUCCAGGUGGAGUCUCUCGACUCCUCUACAGCCACGAGCGAGACCACAGACACGGCGAUCCAAACUUCGACCCAGCAUGGCAACAACAGAUCAAAACCCACGCCACAGUAGCAGACAUGACGACCGUCCGGAUCCUCGCACGAGCAGCCGUCAGAGAAUACGCCGCGAAAUCACAUUCCCACCAAGGCCAACAAUCAACCCAAGAAAACCUCCCCCCACCCACAUCCGUCCAACACGACGACCAAAUACAAGACGACAUAACCCAAAUCUUCGACCGCUCAAUAACCUACAAGCCAACCCCUCAACCCUCCAAACCAAGCCAAAUCCAACCCGAAAACCAAAACCCCCACGCCAAACCCCCAUCCUCAGAACUCGAAUCCGUCCUCGAUCACUGUCUAAGAUCCUUCCUUCUCUACGGUCUCCCAGAAGACCAGCUCGACAUCGAGAUACCUGGCCACCUGCGCCGCAUGCAGAAACGCCGUCUUAUGGCUACGGCCACGGGCAAGAAUGUCCGAAGGAGAGUCAAGAAGAACUUUGAGGAUCCUUGGAUGCAGUCUUCCUGGCCUUUGCAUUUGGCGAAUGAUGUGCCAGAGUCGAGAGAGGCUCAAAAGUCUCGUACUUAG